Rhinichthys klamathensis goyatoka is the source of this 2533-nucleotide messenger RNA. RefSeq names its product protein IWS1 homolog. Gene Ontology annotation, cellular component: nucleus. The record is from RefSeq and is a predicted model, not a curated record. The coding region runs from base 313 to 2304 and encodes 663 amino acids. Lineage: Eukaryota; Metazoa; Chordata; Actinopteri; Cypriniformes; Leuciscidae. The transcript is spliced from 16 exons. Gene Ontology annotation, biological process: poly(A)+ mRNA export from nucleus.
GGGGCGCACACACGCAUGCGUUCAUUGCGCGGCGACACCACCAUUUUAGAGGAAGAAUGGAAAACACGGACAGUUAUUGACCAUCAGUAAUACGUCGAUAGUAUAAUUAAUAAGAGCCCAUGUUAAAGACUCGGACAUAUAGAAGAUUUCCGCGGGUCAACAGAAGAUCCGGUUUCUGAUACUGCGGUACCGGCGCGGAUCUGACAUCACUCCAGACUCUGUUCUGGGUGUAUUGUUGUUAUUCGUUUGUGUGUGUGUGUGUGUGUGAGAGUGUGUGUUCAAGUGAAACUGAAGAAGCGCGGUUCCGUCCAGAUGGAUGGAGACGAGGAGAUCCGCUCAGAUGAUGGCAGCGCUACUCCCGUUCAGGACGAGCAGGAAGACGCGAGACCCGGAUCACGACAGUCUGACGAUGAUGGCAGUGAUAACGAGGACGCCGCACACGAUAGGAAGUCUGAGAACGCAGACAGUAGUUCGGAUCACGAGGCCCGUGGAAGAGGAGCCGGAGACGGGAGCGAUUCAGAGCCCGAGCCGCCCCGUCCUGCAGACAGCGAUGAGGAAGAGGAGGGCAGAUCCCCUGUGAAGCGAAGAGCGAGCACCUCUGAGAACGACGAGGAAGAGGAGGAGAAAACGCACUCCGACCGGGAGGAACCCGAGAAGAGAAACAGCCCGAAAUCAGAUGCGGGCAGCGAUUCAGACGAGGACAAACCCAAACAGAAAACUCAGAGAGACUCUGAUGCUGAGGAAGAGGAGGAGGAGGAGGGAGGGAGGAAGGAGACGGGCAAGUGGAAAGCUGUGAUGAACUCAGACAGUGAGGAAGAGGAGGAGAGGCCAAAAGAGGAGGCGGGAAGUGAUGAAGAUGAAGGGCCCAAACGACGAGCUCUGGCUAGUGAUGAUGAUGAUGAAGAGGAGGAGAAGCCUGGUAUGUUUAGGAAGAAGGCCGUUCUGUCAGACAGUGAGGAAGAUGAAGAGAAAGAGGUGAAGAGGAGCAGGCUGGUGUCUGAUGAUGAAGACUCUGGCAGUGAUGAAGGCUUCGGGGGUCCUGAUAAGAGUUUAGCAGCUAAACUAAAGGAGCUGGGCUCAGACAGUGAGGAUGAGGAGGAUGCGAUGAAGGGGGAUGCAGGGAAGAAGGACGAGAAGGCUCUGUUCGGCAGCGACAGCGAGUCCGGCGAAGAUCAGGAGGAGAAAAUGAUCGCAGAUAUCUUCGGAGAGUCCGGCGAUGAAGAAGAGGAGGAGUUUACAGGCUUUAAUCAGGAUGAGCUGGAGGGCGAGCGGACGCAGACUCAGGUCUCGGGACAGAAGGAAAUGGACAACGACUCGGAUUCAGAUGAUGAUGAUGUGGACCGAAGCGGGAAAGACAUGUCCCACAUGUCAGACUUUGACGUCAUGUUGGCCCGUAAGAAAGCUCAGAGCGGCAAACGCAGGCGGAAUCGAGACGGAGGAACGUUCAUCAGUGAUGCAGACGAUGUCGUGAGCGCGAUGAUCACCAAAAUGACAGAAGCUGCAGAGGAGGACCGGACUCUAAACAGUUCAAAGAAACCCGCUCUGAAGAAGCUCAUGCUGCUCCCCACAGUGGUGAUGCAUUUAAAGAAGCAGGACCUGAAGGAGACGUUUAUAGACAGCGGUGUGAUGGCUGCCAUAAAGGAGUGGAUCAGUCCUCUCCCGGAUAGGAGUCUCCCAGCACUGAAGAUCCGAGAGGAACUCCUCAAGAUCCUGCAAGAAUUGCCCAGCGUGAGUCAGGAAACACUGAAGCUCAGUGGGAUCGGCCGAGCCGUCAUGUACCUCUACAAACACCCUAAAGAGUCCCGGCCCAACAAAGACCUCGCGCUCAAACUCAUCAAUGAGUGGUCGCGGCCCAUCUUCGGCUUAACGUCGAACUAUAAGGGAAUGACGAGAGAAGAGCGACAGCAGAGAGACCUGGACCAGCAGAUCGCCCCGCGCCGGAGACUCAGUGAGCCUCAGACGUCUGAGAGGCCAGAGGAGCCCAACGUCUUUGCCCCUGCGCUCAGUUCUGGUGGACAGACUCCUCGCAGAGAUCUGGAGAAGGUGCUGACGGGAGAGGAGAAGGCAUUAAGGCCAGGUGACCCAGGGUUUUGUGCGAGGGCUCGUGUGCCGAUGCCGUCCAAUAAGGACUACGUGGUCCGGCCCAAAUGGAACGUGGAUGGGGACUCAAACCGAAGUGGUCCGAUGAAGAAGGGCAUGUCACGAGUAGAUAAACAGCUGCGCCGCUUCGCUGACAUCAAGCGCCUGACGAAGACGGGACACGCGGUGAAGAUCAGCGUAGAGGGAAACCGCAUGCCCCUCUGACCCCCCACACGCUCCGCCUCUUUUCUCUUUCUGUUGUGUUUUCUGUCAAAUGUUGCCGGUUCUGGGCGUCAGAUCUCGUGAAGCCGCGUGUCUGUACUGUAGCUAUGCCUGAGUUUGCGUAGCUGCGCCUUUAAAAUGUAUUCAGAGCCCAGAGAGAUGAUCUGGGAACAUUAUGCGUUUGGUUCUUAUGUAUCUUUCAUAAUAAAGAGUUUCCAUGUUCUACAUUUUA